GCUUAAUUAAUAUGGCUAUAUUUAUGUAUGUUUGUGUAUGUUCUGAAUAGUGUAAUCCUUUUAAUCUUCGGAUUUAUCAAGGUUUCUGCAGAUUUCGAAUGGGCGGUGAAACUAAAUCGUUUCACUUUAAAUAUUCUUGGACUUUGGCCUAAGAACAAACAAAAUCCUUGGCAGAAGUUAGUGUGCAAUUUUCGAGUGUUUAUAUCUUUGCUGGGAAUGAUGUUCUGCCUUUUUAUUCCUUCAAUACACUCCUUGAUAAAAAUUUUUGGUGACAAUUUGCUAGUGCUUGAUAAUUUACAAUUUACUUUACCAGUUGUAAGCUGCAUGAUUAGAAUGAUAGUUUUUUGGUGGAAAAAAGAAGCUAUUAUACCGAUUAUAAAUAUGAUCGCGAAGGAUUGGAUAAAAGCAAAAAGUGACCAAGAGAAAAACUUAAUGAUCCAAAGGGCGCAAACUGCACGAAUAAUUAAUAUUAUUUCUUACUGCAUAAUGGGAUUACAGUGCUUCUUUAUUGUCGGGCUGCCCGUUUUUGGAACGACAAUGAGAUUGACUCCGAAUAUUACUGAUCCAGGAAGACCAAUGCCUUUUCAAACCCAUUAUAUUUACGAUAUAACAAAAAGGCCGCAAUAUGAAUUGACAUUUCUUAGCCAAGCAAUCUACGUGAUUAUCGGUAUGAUGGCCUAUACUGGAGUAGACAAUUUUCUCAGUCUCUUGGUUUUUCAUAUAUGCGGUCAAUUAGACAUUCUCGAGAAUCGAUUACAUCAUUUGGAUAAAUACAUGAAUUAUCACAAAGUAUUAAAAUGCUGCAUAAUAAAACAUGUUCGUUUGCUUAGAGCUAUUGAUAUUAUUGAAGAUAUGUACAAUAUAAUACUUCUCUCUUUAUUUAUAUAUUUUGCAAUACUCUUUGCUUUCUUUGGAUUUCGGCUGAUUAGCCUGUUCGACGAAGGAAAUAAUAUGUCGUUUACUCAUUUAAUCUAUUUUAUAUCUUCCGUUGUCAAUAUAUUUAUACACAUGUGUAUAUAUUGCAUUCUUGGUGAGAUUUUAGUGGACCAGUGCAAUAAAAUAUAUUAUGCG
Messenger RNA from Wasmannia auropunctata (little fire ant), 1071 nucleotides. RefSeq lists its product as uncharacterized. Gene Ontology annotation, biological process: sensory perception of smell; detection of chemical stimulus involved in sensory perception of smell. The annotation marks the transcript as partial. The transcript has 5 exons. Gene Ontology annotation, cellular component: plasma membrane. Lineage: Eukaryota; Metazoa; Arthropoda; Insecta; Hymenoptera; Formicidae. The record is from RefSeq and is a predicted model, not a curated record. Gene Ontology annotation, molecular function: odorant binding; olfactory receptor activity.